Molecule: messenger RNA, 875 nt
Organism: Drosophila grimshawi
Lineage: Eukaryota; Metazoa; Arthropoda; Insecta; Diptera; Drosophilidae
Gene: eIF3k
Product: eukaryotic translation initiation factor 3 subunit K
Exons: 2
Coding region: 109-777 (222 amino acids)
Biological process (GO): regulation of translational initiation
Cellular component (GO): cytoplasm; eukaryotic translation initiation factor 3 complex
Molecular function (GO): ribosome binding; translation initiation factor activity
Source: RefSeq, a predicted model, not a curated record
UUGAACUUGUUCAUCUGGAGGCAAACAUCGCCACGCGAAUGUUGUUUCAUUUAUUUUUCGCAUAAAAAUUAUAAAGCCACCCAAUCUAUAUCGUAAAUUGUACAAAACAUGUCGCAUUUGGUGAAAAUGGAAAAUGGCCAAAGCCAAACAAUCCAGGAAAUGUUGGGCUGCAUCGAACGCUACAAUCCGGAUCAUUUGAAAAUACUGGAAUCAUAUGUCCAGGAUCAGGCCAAGAACAAUAGCUACGAUCUGGAAGCGAAUCUGGCCGUACUCAAGUUGUAUCAGUUCAACCCGCAUAUGCUAAAUUUUGACAUUACUUACACGAUUCUGUUGAAAUCGCUCACGAAUUUGCCGCACACCGAUUUUGUGAUGGCAAAGUGCUUGUUGCUGCCCCAGCAGAUGAAGGACGAGAACGUGCAGACAAUUAUCGAUUUGGCUGAUAUAUUGGAACGCGCCGAUUUCACAUUGUUUUGGCAGCGAGCCGAAGUGAAUCGCACCAUGUUUCGGCAUAUUGCCGGUUUCCAUGAUUCCAUCCGCAAAUUUGUCUCACAUGUUGUGGGCACCACGUUCCAGACGAUCAAAAAGGAUCUGUUGAAGGAGUUGCUCGGCGGCAUUGAGGACUCAACGCUGGAAAGUUGGAUUAAACGCAAUGGUUGGAAGCAUCAGGGACACGAUUUGGUAGUUGUGGCCACGCAAGACGAUAAAAUCAAGACCAAAAACAUUACGGAGAAGAUCGAAUUCGAAAAUGUGGGUGCACUGAUGGCGCAAUGUCUCUAAGCUAAGGUUUAAAUUUGCAUUAAACAAUAAUUUUACAAGUGAAUGUCAUCGCAGGCCAAUAAAAUCGAUAUGUCGAUAGGCACUCAUUGCGAAUGCAA